Telopea speciosissima is the source of this 3048-nucleotide messenger RNA. Its product is annotated as trihelix transcription factor GTL1. The coding region runs from base 203 to 2728 and encodes 841 amino acids. NCBI's taxonomy places the organism in Eukaryota, Viridiplantae, Streptophyta, Magnoliopsida, Proteales, Proteaceae. The transcript has 3 exons. The record is from RefSeq and is a predicted model, not a curated record.
UCUCAAGGGUAAGGGGGAAGGGGGAAGAUGAAGGAAAGAAAGGAAUCAUAAGAUCAAAGCGGAAGGGUCCUAUAAUUUCUUACAAUAGUCCAACUACCAUUACCUCUACUGGCAGUAACUAAAAAGAGAAGAGGGAAAAGAGAAAGGGAGAAAAAAAACUAGAAAGUGCAUCAUUGAAGAAGGGAAGGGUUUUAAUACAAGUAUGCAACAGGGAGGGUCCCAAUAUGGGAAGUCAUCGGAGAUGACGCCUUUCACUGGAGCUGGCAAUCCAACCCACUUGGUCGGAGGUGGAGUUCCCGGAAGCUCCGACCACUUACAGCAGCAGCAAAAGAAAUCGGGGGAUGCUGUGUUGGUGGUUGAAGCAGCGUCACCCAUCAGUAGCCUACCACCUGCAGCUGCCCGUUCAUCGGGGAAUUUCGAGGAAUUGGCCGGUCCAGUGUCUGGUGGGUUUACUGACGACGAUGCCCUUGCUGGGGAGGAAAUGGAACGAGGAAUGACCGGCGGAAACAGGUGGCCACGUCAAGAGACUCUAGCCCUUUUGAAGAUUAGAUCGGAGAUGGAUGCUGCCUUCCGUGAUGCCACUCUCAAAGGUCCUCUCUGGGAAGAUAUCUCCAGGAAACUAGCAGAGUUGAGUUACGUCAGAAGUGCCAAGAAAUGCAAGGAGAAGUUCGAGAACGUCCACAAAUACUAUAAGAGAACCAAGGAAGGUCGUGCUGCCCGUCAAGACGGCAAGAGUUAUAGAUUUUUCAGUCAGCUCGAGGCUCUCUACGGUGGCAGCAGCAACACGGGUGCCAACCCCAUCAUUCCUACCCCUAAGUCGACCCGGGCCCCAGCACCCACGGCCACUACCCUUCACCCCAUCAUCGCCAUCACGACCAACCCAGUUGCCGCUCCUUCAAUUGGGAUUGGAAGCAAACACCCAAUGUCCGGCAGUUCUUCUGGAAGAAUGCAACCUACUACCGCAACAACUAUUGCUACUAGUAAUACAACUGGUACAGUAUCAACUACAACAGCUGCCGCCACGAACCAGAGCGGAGAUCCUCGUUUCGGGCCUGAUACUAACGCUCGAAUGAUCCAAGACCCUGGGACCGGGAUAAGUGGUUCUGCCACGGUCACCACUACCAUCCCAGCAGGUAUCACCUUCUCCUCCAACACCACCUCUUCCUCCUCAUCUUCGUCUUCUUCAGAUUCCGAGGACUACUACGAUGACGACGACUUGGAAGGGGUGCCCUCCAACACAGCUAGCCGCAAACGGAAAAGAAGGUCGUCAGGAGGAGGCAGUGACAGCCGCAAGAUGAUGUCAUUCUUUGAAGGAUUGAUGCAACAAGUGAUGGAGAAGCAGGAGGCCAUGCAGCAAAGGUUCCUUGAGACCAUUGAAAAGAGGGAACAAGACAGGAUGAUAAGGGAAGAAGCUUGGAAGCGACAGGAAAUGGCAAGGCUGAGCAGGGAGCACGAGAUCAUGGCUCAAGAGCGCGCCAUCUCCGCUACAAGGGAUGCUGCCAUCAUUGCAUUCCUUCAAAACAUCACUGGUCAGACCAUACAAUUACCGCCACCCAUAAGUAUCCCCGCUGCCCCACCGCCACCAUCACAACAACAAUCGACCGUCAUCACGCCACCUCCUCCACCGCCAGCCCCACCACAACAGCCGCAAUCGCAGCCGCUACAACAAAAACAACAGCAGCACCAGCAUCACCAUCAUCACAAGCCGCAACUUCAUCCAUCAGAAAACACCAAUGAAGUUAUACGGUGUCAUCAACCACCGGCUUCUGCGGAAGUGGCCAUGGCUGUCCCUGAGCAACAGCACCAGCCGCAGCAGCUGCCGGCACAGGAGAUGGUUACUAGUGGAGAUGGGGGAAGCUUCGACCCGACAUCGUCUAGGUGGCCAAAAGCCGAAGUGCAUGCCCUGAUCAAGUUGAGAAGCGGGUUGGAGUCAAGGUACCAAGAGGCUGGGCCAAAGGGCCCUCUGUGGGAAGAGAUAUCUGCAGGGAUGCAGAAGAUGGGUUACAACAGGAGCUCCAAGAGAUGUAAAGAGAAGUGGGAGAACAUCAACAAGUACUUCAAAAAGGUGAAGGAGAGCAACAAAAGACGUCCCGAAGAUGCCAAGACCUGCCCUUACUUCCACCAGCUAGACAUGCUCUAUCAGAAGAAGAUGCUUGGAGGCAGCGGCGGUGCUAGCGGCUUUGGAAUCCAGAGCAGGCCAGAACAGCAACAAGAUACCGUGGGCCCAAGCCCAACCACAACGACAAAACUUUCCGGAAGAAGCGAUGUCCUUGCAAUAAUGCCGCCGUCCCCACCACCACCACUAACAGCCCAAACAUCCACCGAUGCAGAAACCAAGAACCCCAAUAACAAAAUUGAUGCAAAUACCAAGGUGCAGACCAGUAACGGAGCGUUUACAGUGCCGAGCUUAUUUGAAGAAGGUGGUAAUAGUGUUGGAGGGGUGGCACCAGCGGCAUUAGUGAAGAAGCCAGAAGACACUAUGAGGGAGCUGAUGGAGCAGCAACGGCACCAACAGUCGGUGAUAAAUGGCUACGAUAAGAUGGAGGAUGCUGACAGUGACAAUCUAGAUCAAGAGGACAACGAAGACGAGGAUGAAGAUGACGAUGAAGAUGAAGAGGCAGAAGAAGAGAGGAAGCUGGCCUACAAGAUGCAGUACCAGCAGCAUAACGCCAACUCCUCCAAUGGGGGAGGUAAUGCGGCAAGUUCUUUCUUGGCCAUGGUUCAAUAGAUAUGUUGUUCCAUGUUGGUUUGGUGGAUUGAGUUUCUGAUCCAGCUUCCUCCUCCCUCAAAAGAGAAAUGUACCAUAUGUACUUAAUGUGUCUAGGAGCAAACAAAAAGAAGCUAGAAGAUAAGAAUCCUACGAUUGAAGCUAGAUGAGGAUUCAACCUCCCUCCCUGCUAUAUCAUCUUCUCCAUUCUUCUUCACUGAAAGUAGAGGGUUUAAGAAAUAAUUACGAGAUGCGGAACCCUGGAUGUUGGAGGCUUCAAUCGCUUUUGCUCUUUUAUUGAUGGAUUUGUUGUUGAAUAAGGAUUCCGUUCCAAACUGAAA